Messenger RNA from Plasmodium coatneyi, 1923 nucleotides. RefSeq lists its product as uncharacterized. Gene Ontology annotation, cellular component: Golgi apparatus. The record is from RefSeq and is a predicted model, not a curated record. Bases 1 to 1923 code for a protein of 640 amino acids. The transcript has a single exon. Lineage: Eukaryota; Apicomplexa; Aconoidasida; Haemosporida; Plasmodiidae. Gene Ontology annotation, molecular function: protein binding.
AUGAGUCUCCCCCCGGGGAAAGCCAACCCGAAGGGCAAAGAAUGCCCAAGCAUCCGCACAGGCAAAAACGAAAGCAGGAAAGUACUAACAUGGAAUAAAUUAAAUGGGCCACCAAACAGCGCAAAGACAAAUUAUAAGAAGAUGGACGGAAGUAAUUCUAAUCACGCAAAUGGGGCGGCAGCGCAAAGUAGUGCAGGCUACUGGAAUGAGGAGAAAAAUGUGUGCCUCCCCAGACGCACGGGAGCCGCCUCUGUAUUGUAUAAAAAUCACAUAUACAUAUUUGGGGGAUACAAAUCUGAAAGGAGACUGAACGAUUUUUACAAAUACAAUAUUGCAGAAAAUGAAUGGAUCAAAAUAGAGUCCCUAAAUGGGCCAUCGAAGAGGGAAAAUAAUCCUGCCUUUUUAUUUAAGGAUAAAAUGUAUAUACUUGGAGGAUACCAAGGGAAUGAAAUUUGGCUGAAUGAUUUUUAUGUGUACGAUUUUGGGAGAGAAAAGUGGCAGCCUGUUAAUGUGAAGAAGGAGAGCAUGAGGUUUGCCCCGCCAUCGUUAUUUGGCUUCGCUUUAUCUGUCGAUGAAGGGAAAGGAAUUGUAUACCUAUUCGGAGGGUACGACGGCAAGUCGGUACAUAACAAAAUGUAUGCAUUCCAUUUGGAGGAAGAAAAAUGGAUUCAGACAAAGCAAAGUGGUGAAAUACCAAGUCCAAGAUCCUGUGCCAUUGGACAUAUCUCCGACGGUUACUUCUACAUUUUUGGGGGAUACAAUGGAGAGUACGGAUUAGACAUUUUUUAUCAGUACCAUUUGGAGACGGGCAUUUGGACGGAGAUGAAAUAUAACAUGGUUGGGGGGGACAAAUUAACUGCAACGUUUGCCAUGUCUGCAACGUCUGCAACGUCCGUAGAGGAGGAAGACGAAGUUGGUGAGGUCCAACUGUUGGGAGACCCACGAGUAAGUAGAAUUUCACAAAGGGGAAAAAAUGAAACGCGUGUAUCUCCUCCCGAUAGAGCAAUCCCCACGGCUAGGUACUUUAUGGGGUCCUUUAUACACAAUAAAUGUAUAUACAUUUUGGGAGGGUAUAAUGGCCUCAGAUGUGAAAGGCUAAAUGAUUUAUACAAAUUUGACCUGCACAAAAGAAUAUGGUAUAAAAUACACACGUGUAAUAAUUUCACGAACAGAAGCAGCAUGAAUACUCACUUUUAUAAAAACGUCAUUUACUGCAUUGCUGGAUUUGAUGGAAAGAAUUCUCUGAACGAUGUGUACGCCUUGAAGUUGGAGGAAGUCCACAUCGAACCAUCUUCCCUGAUCGAAUAUUACAGAAUGAUGGUCAAUAAUUACAGAUACGCAGAUGUCAUUUUUCUCGUGCAGAAUAAAUACAUCUAUGGGUGUUCUUCCAUUUUGCUGUCGCGAUGCCCUGGUUUUAAGACGCUCCUCAAUUUGUCUACAUCCACGGGGGGAUCAUCAAACGGAAUAUCCCCCACAGAAGGGGAACAAGACUACCGCAUACAGAAGAACAUCCCACCAGUAAACGACGGAACAGCAAAAGGAGAGAAAAUAAAAAAAAUGAGGGUCAUCCCAAUUUAUGACAUAGAUCACGAUAUCUUCCUAAUAAUUGUAAAUUACCUAUACACCGAUGAGCUAGCCAUGUCAUACUCCCUUGAUACGUACGUUCUCAUCGUCUUGGCUGCCUACCGUUAUAGCAUUUUCAGACUAAUGCAGUUAUGUGAGAGCGCCAUCAGCCACCAUAUAAACGAGUCCAACGUCAUGGAUAUCCUCAUUCUGAGUUACAGAAUUUGUUGCAAACAGCUAUGCACAGCUUGCAUCGAUUUUAUUAUUAACAAUAAGUUGCUCGACGAGGCGAAGAUUAAUAGGCUCACCUUGGAGCCCUAUUUGCUGGGCGAGAUCUACAAAAAGUGGAUCUUCAACUGA